GGCGGGGGCGGGCACAUGGCGGGGCGGGGGCGCUGAGGGGCGGCUGGCGGGGCGGCCCGCGCUCCCUCCCCGGCGCCGGCGGCUCCUCCUCUGCUCACCUCAGCUCACCCCCUGCAUGCCGGCGGUGCCGGGGGCGCUGUGGAGCGGGGCACGGGGCCGCCCGCCAUGGCCGAAGCAGGAGCGGGAAGCGCGGAGGGCACCGAGGAGGAGCGGCGGACGGCGGAAGGUGGGAGCGGGUCCGCCCGAGCAGCGGGAGAUAAGUUCUCCGUGGAUGGGAGCCCGUGCGUGGCCUGCGGAGGGCCCAGCCUCAUGAAUCCGGUCUCCAAGGCUGCCACCACCACUCCUUUCAAUGCUGCCGUGCCUGACAUUCCAAGGAAACGCAAGGGAAGUGAUUCUGAUAACCAGGAUACAGCUGAAGUUGAUGGUGAUCCUCAGAAAAGGAGUGAAGAUGAAGAACAUGUUAAAGUAAAAGAUUUCAGAGAGGCUCAUAGUCAAACAGAGAAAAGAAGAAGAGACAAAAUGAAUAAUUUGAUAGAGGAAUUGUCUGCCAUGAUACCACAGUGCAAUCCCAUGGCCCGAAAGCUGGACAAACUCACAGUGCUACGGAUGGCUGUGCAGCAUUUAAAGUCUUUAAAAGGUUCCAGUAGCUCCUACUCAGAAGUCCGGUAUAAACCUUCAUUUUUGAAGGAUGAUGAACUGCGACAGUUGAUCCUUAGGGCUGCAGAUGGAUUCCUGUUUGUGGUUGGAUGCAACAGAGGAAAAAUUCUGUUUGUCUCUGAAUCAGUUUGCAAAAUACUUAAUUAUGAUCAGGCCAGUUUAAUUGGACAAAGUUUAUUUGAUUACUUACAUCCAAAAGAUGUUGCAAAAGUUAAGGAGCAACUUUCUUCAUCGGACGUCUCGCCUAGGGAGAAGCUCGUAGAUGGCAAAACUGGCUUGCAAGUACACACAGAUUUCCAAGCUGGACCAGCUCGGCUGAACUCUGGUGCUCGACGUUCCUUCUUCUGUCGCAUAAAGUGUAGCAGGACCACAGUCAAAGAGGAGGAGUGUUUGCCCAACCCAAAGAAGAAAGAUCACAGAAAAUACUGCACCAUUCACUGUACUGGGUAUUUGAAGAACUGGCCUCCUAAUGAGGUGGGAGUAGAAGAGGAAAAUGAUGUAGAAAAGGACAGUAGUAACUUUAACUGUCUUGUUGCAAUUGGGAGGUUACACCCUUAUAUUGUUCCACAAAAGAGUGGAGAGAUAAAAGUCAAAGCAACAGAAUUUGUUACACGAUUUGCCAUGGAUGGAAAAUUUGUUUAUGUAGAUCAGCGCGCAACAGCAAUUUUAGGGUAUCUGCCACAAGAACUUCUAGGAACUUCUUGUUAUGAGUACUGCCAUCAAGAUGAUCACAAUCACCUAGCUGAAAAACACAAAGAAGUGUUGCAGAAUAAAGAAAAAGUAUUUACAAAUUCCUACAAAUUUAGAGCAAAAGAUGGGACUUUCGUUACUUUAAAGAGUCAGUGGUUUAGUUUCAUGAAUCCUUGGACCAAAGAGCUGGAGUACAUUGUAUCAAACAACACUGUGGUAUUAGGUCAUAAGGAAUCAACUGAAGAAGAAGUCCUCUACAGUUCCCAACCUGCAGAAGAUGCUGUAAAACAGUCUUUGGUAACUGUACCUGGAAUGUCCUCUGGAACAGUUCUUGGUGCUGGAAGUAUAGGAACUGAAAUUGCAAAUGAAAUAUUAGAAUUACAAAGGUUGCAUUCUUCACCCUCUGGAGAGUUAAGUCCAUCACAUCUCCUCAGAAAGUCGCCUUCUCCAGCUUUAACUAUAAACUGCAGUGAUGUGCCAAAUAAAGAGUUGAUUCAGUUAUGUCCUUCAGAACCAGAAGCUCUGGAGAAUUCAGAACAAACGCAGGGUGCUAUUCCAUUUCCCAGUAAUGAACCUCUCCUCAGUGGCAAUUCUCAGCUGGACUUCGAUGCCAUCUGUGAGAACGACGACACGGCGAUGACGGCGCUGAUGAAUUACCUGGAGGCUGACGGGGGCCUGGGGGACCCAGCUGACCUCAGUGAUAUCCCGUGGGCUCUCUAGAGCUGCUGCUGGCAGUAAGCAAUGUCACAGACCCCUCUGCACAGCAACCCUACAUCCUCAGUACUGUACUGGAGUUUUCUCAUGGCUCCUUUGCAUUCAGACUUGCUGUCUCUGGGUUUCUAAAGACUCGAGUUGUUCAGAGAGAGAGAAUCUUCUGCUGCACCUACGGACAAAUGCAAUAUUUUUUUUCAUGAUGAGGAAACCUCGAAAUUUUAAUAUUGAACCAUCUCUAACUGGAAUGCUUAGAACACAUUAGUAUAUUUUUGCUAAGAAGCUUUAACCAAAAGGGACUGUACAAUGUACAGGAUUACUUUUUCUUAGUUUUAAUACUUCAAACUUUUAUUUAUUGUUUUUGUUUCAAGUUGCAGAAUACUGGUUAUCCAAGUUACUUUCUAUAGAACCUACUGUACUUACAUGGUUUGAGAAUAUUUGUAACUAUUGAAUUUAAGUGAAAUAAUGAUUUGCACACACUACAGUUGUAAAAUAAGGUAUUGUAAUUCUCAAAUGAUGCAGUUUGUGAUUCCUUGCACUUCUCAGCAGUGCAAUUUUUGCAGUCAAAGGUGAAAAUGAAGCCUAGAGUUCUGGGAGCAAGGAUUGGGGUUGGAUCACCCUAAUAAACAGAAGAGAAUGUUUUGAGAAAAACAGUCAUUUUCCCAGUACACAAACAUGAGAAGGGUGUAAGAAAAGAGCAACAAACUAUUAAUUACUGUUUUGUAUUAUUUGUAAUGUAUUAUUAGAGAGGCAGUGCAUAGAAACAGAGAAAAAUUAUGCUCUAUUUGUGAUAAAGCACUUUGGUUUUGUCCCAGGUUCUUUACUAGCUAGAGGAGUGUGAAUGGAUAGUCUUGCUUCCCGAGUGAGGCUUGCACUGUCUGUUGGUGAAAAAAAUGUUUAAAUUCUGGGGCAUCUUUUAUGUUUUUGGAGAGAGUGGGAGAAUUUUCUACUGCUUGAGUGUGUGACUUUUUAAAAACUCUCUGUACUAUAGCUUUGUAAGUAAAUGCUAUGCAGGAUGAUCUUUUGGGAACAGCUUUUGCAAGGAUUGUAUCCCAGUUACAGCAAAGGACUCAAGAACAUGGCACUUUAGAGGCUGCAUUAGAACAACAUAGCACUAAUAUAGCGAGAGGAUAUUUUUAUCUCUGGUAUUGAAGGUUUAAACAAAUUUUUGCAUCGAUUGUAUAUCAUAAAAUUACAGAAUUUUUUUCAUGUUUUCUUCAUGUUUGGGUUUUGUUUUUUUAAUUCAGGUAAUGAAAGGAAAGCAUUUGAAGAUAUCUGAUAGACGUGCGUCUUUUUUAUACAGACAUUUAAAUGUAGGUACAACCCUAACCUCUGUCGCUCCAGGAGAGGAUGGCAGCCUGGGCUGGUGUUUCUAGGAAGGCUGGAGUUGGGAACAGAUGGAUGUGGCCAUCACUAGAUGUCAUCCUUGUGCUGCUGGGGAGCCACCCUGUCCUCAUGGGGACACAGUCUGGACAUGAAGUGGCUUGCUCUGUUCACAGAGCAUAUUAUGGAUAAUAGGACUCCUUUGGCAAACGAUGCAUUUUUGGUGAUGGUGAUUUGCUAGAAUGGCUUCUUGGAUUGAUUUUUUCUUUUUUUUUUAACUCUAUAGACUUUUUUUUUUUUUUUUGCAUUUAAUUUGGAUGUCAUUUCCUGAUCAUUCAGAUCUCUUUUUUACAUACAUGGGGCCAAAAUCAUCAGUUCUCUUGCUUUAUUAGAAGGAACUUUUCUGCUUUUUCUGAAUUUUGGGCUAUAUCAUGGAGAGAAGCGGAAGAAAUAAACAGGCACUUUCUAAGAACUGAUAGAAGUCUAUUUGUGUAAAUGAAAUUUGAGAUUCUGCCAUUGUAAAAUGCAUUUUCUCUUUUCUAUUCUAGAAGUAAAUUCUGAAUAAACCAGCAAAUACUGUAGCUCAUAGAUAAAUGACUACCUAAAUAACUUAAAAUUAUACAGACUUUAUUAGAACAAGUUUUUUAACUGGAUUAGUUUGGAAACAUGGCAGCUGUUGUUACUGCAGGAGCAAAUUAAUUCUUUCACAAGAUUUAUAGAAGUGUCUAGACUCAAACCACUAUUUUUGGAUUCUUGGCUAUCCCUAAAAAAUAAAACCAGAACUGUAACUUUGAGUCUUUUGCAGUUGAUGACAAAUAUUGUGACUUUCAAUUCACUUAUUAGAUUCUCCCUUUACUAUUUGUAAUCUUUUUUUCUGGCUUAAAGCAGCCUUUUCAAGAAAAAGUGUCACUUGUAAAUAUUUCUGGUGAAAUUAAUAGGUAUUUUUGAAUACAAUUGAGAUAGUAUGUGCUUAUCUUUCUUUGUAUAACAGCACAAGUCUAGUAAGAUACUGACAGUUUGUUCCUGGCAUGGUGCAGGUAAUGGCAGGAUGUGGUUAAACCAGGUCAAUAAAUACUAUUUUGAUGCCCUGC
Molecule: messenger RNA, 4472 nt
Organism: Taeniopygia guttata (zebra finch)
Lineage: Eukaryota; Metazoa; Chordata; Aves; Passeriformes; Estrildidae
Gene: BMAL2
Product: basic helix-loop-helix ARNT like 2
Biological process (GO): regulation of DNA-templated transcription
Cellular component (GO): nucleus; transcription regulator complex; cytoplasm
Molecular function (GO): DNA-binding transcription factor activity; protein dimerization activity
Source: RefSeq, a predicted model, not a curated record